UAUGAAAAUAAGAUAUUACUACAAAAAGGUUCUAAAUCCGCUAACGUCCCAAAGUAGGGCAGAUACAUCAGCAGAACAGCGCUUUUCAGGGCUACCAGGAGUUCCGGUUGCUGUAGCAGAGAGGGUGUCGCUGGAUAGCUCCAAUGGGAGCGGUCCGACAUCCGGAGUGCCAUCGGAUAACCCCCACCCGGGAGGUAGUCCGGCACAGAGGAGACCAACGGCUCGGGGAACGAUGCCACCAACGACGCAGAUGACGAUGGGUGGGGCUGUACAAAGUAACGACGGCUCCACUUUAUCCGAGCUCAUGGACAAGUCUCCUGUUCGGCGUGAUGGUGAGAAGGAAGACGCGGCAAAGCAGGACGCGGGCUCUUUAGCUAGCGUCCCCGCUGAAGACAACGGCCUGGAUUCCGGUCUGGCAGAGGGCGCUGCGGAGGAUGAGGAUGCUGGCUACAUGGCGAAUAUGUUAUGUGCGGCUGAUGUGCGGCUGGCCUCUCAAGAACGUCUUCUCUGCCUUCCCGCGGCCCGACGUUCCUUCCCUCCUCGUACUUUGUUUAUUCCUCCUGCCGAUCCUGUGUGUGUGUGUGUGUGUGUGCCUGUUUCGGAUAACCUCUCUAACUCUCCCAUCUCCGUUCCCGUCACCUCUACACCUGUCUCGCGACCUGAUAAGGUCGACACAAUGGAUAGAGAAUUUCGGGAAGGAACCUUCAAUGCCCCUUCGACUGCCGAAUAUUAUAGCCUCACAUGUAGCCAACACUGCCUUCAUUAA
Dimorphilus gyrociliatus is the source of this 766-nucleotide messenger RNA. Lineage: Eukaryota; Metazoa; Annelida; Polychaeta; Dinophilidae. The record is from the annotation of a GenBank genome assembly.